ACAAAAAAAACAAAAAAAAAAAAUCAAAAAAAAAAAAAAUAAUAAAAUAAAAUAUGAAAAUUGUUAGUUGUUCUGGAAAGUCAUUUGAAUCAUUGAAACAUGAACUUAUGCAUCCUAAGCAAAUGGAGUAUGAACCCAGGGGUGAUCAAAUCGACGUUUCAAAUAAUGCCGGUAAGUGUACUCCAGAAUGCAAAGAACAUAUGGUUGAAGUGGCCCUUGAGCAGAGUUUGGGACUAUGUAAUGAAAUUAAAGUAAUCAGGCGGGGAUGUUACUUUGUCACCUGCUUAAACAUGGUACUUUUAUGUAUAUGUUUCAUCGUCAGUUUUAAGCAAAUCUCAGAGGAUGAAAGAAAAUUUGCAAACUAUACGUCAAUAGCAGAGACUUCGAAUAAUAAAGAUGACAACACUUUACACAAAUAUCUGACAUUGAAUGAGUCUUUGAAGAUAGUUCAAGAGCAGAUUUUCUGUACAACAUGUGAGGCUAUUAGUGGCAUCGAGAGAUUAUUUGUUAGAACAGUUGACGGAGACAGAUGCUGUGUAAAAGAUGUUCCAGAUCUUAUACAACUCAUCAGAUCCACUAGUUUAAAGAGUUUGAGCGAAUAUUCGUCUGAGAUAAGCAUUUUGAGGGCAAAUAUUGAUGAUAUAAGAGAAGAUACAAAAGCGUUAACAAAUGAAUUGUUCAGCUCCAACAAAACAAACGAUACAGAGAGAAAUAUUGGAUUAACUGCAAGAGAAAAUAUCAUGUGGUCAAUGUUAAUGAAAAAUAACCGGCUGUUUAACUUAGUGCUCAACAGAAGACGAUCAGUGUUGUAUUUGAUAGGAACAGCUGUAGACAAUGGUAUGUAUUGGUCAGUGGAGACAGCAACUGGCGAUUUAUCAUAUGAAGGAAAUAACAUUCACGUGAACAGCGGUGGACAAUAUAUGAUAAAUUGCAACAUCCACUUCUCAAAGAACGUCUGCGAUGGAACAGAAAACAUGGGCUAUACCAUGAAUAAAGAAUAUCAGUCUGGAGAAAUACUCCCUAUAGCCCGUGCACGUGCUAGUUGUGCAAGCGGAAGUAAAAUAGACGAAAAUCUUCAACUGCAGACGGUACUACAAGUGGGUCUUGGACAACGCUUGUUACUUGAACUUCAAUGGGACAACAAGUCAAUGUCAAUGAUAUCGAAAUGGACUAGAAAUCAUCACAUCAUUAUAUAUGAAAUAUGACAUUAUAAUGAAGAGGUUUUAUAUCUUUGGUGAAUUAAUAUUGAUGUGAAUGUUUUGUUAUCAUGUUAUCUUAGUUUUGAUAUAGUCGAAUCUAGGAUUUUAUGACGGUAAAUUUUAUUUACCUCUUACAUAUAUUACUAGGCUCCAUAAGUCCGAGUCAGCAACAUGUCUAAUUGUGCUGUGAUUUGCCAAUCUCUAAUGGCUCAUUAUGCUUUAGAAAUGUUUUUUCUUUUAUUUCUAUUUUUUUUUACUUUUGGUGUACUUUAAUAGUAUCCAAAAAUUCCUCAUUUGCCAAUUACCCGAACUAUCAUUUUUUAUUUGUUGCUUUUUUGGCAAAAUGUACAGUUUUUGUGAAUUUGUAUUUUGUAUUGAAAUCAAACUUCUACCAUGUUUACAUUUUGCUACUUUUAUGACAAAUUAUUUCACAUGUAUUGUUACUUUCUUCACAUGCUUCAGGGAACAAGCAUAGAACAUUAUCUAAAUUCAUUAUUCAAACAUUAUGAAAUUCAUGUUUGAACUUUCUAAACAACUAAAAAUCGAUUUGUUUCUGUGUGCCUUUGUGAUGGACUUUGCUAAUCAUAUCCUUUAAUACAUGCAUGUGUGCCAUUUUAAUACAAUUUAUUUUAAAUAAAAAAACAAUUAGGA
Molecule: messenger RNA, 1850 nt
Organism: Ruditapes philippinarum (Manila clam)
Lineage: Eukaryota; Metazoa; Mollusca; Bivalvia; Venerida; Veneridae
Exons: 5
Coding region: 54-1205 (383 amino acids)
Molecular function (GO): protein binding
Source: RefSeq, a predicted model, not a curated record